AUGGCUGCCUACGUUUUGUACUUCUUCUUCUACUUCUACUUCAUUUUCUUCACUCCCACGUCAUCAAACUCCACCGCCACCACCAACCACAAGUGGGUAGGUCCCUCCGGCCACCGUCAUAUCACCGUCGACAUCUAUGGGUUCGGUGACUACACGACGGUUCAGGCCGCCGUCGACUCCGUUUCCACAAAUAACCAGAAGAAUAUCCUCAUUCAUAUCACAGCCGGUGUUUACGUAGAAAAGGUGGUGGUUCCGGCGACUAAACCGUACAUAACUUUUGAAGGGGAAGGGAGGAAGACGACGGUGAUAGAAUGGCAUGACAGAGCAAGUGACCGUGGACCGGACGGGCAGCAGUUGCGUACUUAUCAGACAGCUUCAGUCACCGUCUAUGCUAACUAUUUCUCUGCCCGUAACAUUAGCUUUAAGAAUACGGCGCCGGCGCCAAUGCCGGGAAUGCAUGGGUGGCAAGCGGCGGCGUUUCGUAUUUCCGGCGAUAAAGCAUAUUUUUCCGGGUGUGGAUUCUAUGGGGCGCAGGAUACUUUAUGUGACGACGCAGGUCGUCACUAUUUCAAGGAGUGUUAUAUUGAGGGUUCCAUAGACUUCAUUUUUGGCAAUGGUCGAUCCAUGUACAAAGAUUGCGAGCUGCAUUCGAUAGCAAAACGAUUUGGAUCGAUAGCAGCACAGGAUAGAAGAAUACCAGACGACAAGAGCGGUUUUGCUUUCGUGGGGUGUAAGGUGACAGGUACCGGGCCAUUGUACGUUGGUCGAGCCAUGGGUCAGUACUCUCGGAUUGUCUACUCGUACACCUAUUUCGAUGACGUGGUUGCCCAUGGAGGUUGGGAUGAUUGGGACCAUACGGGCAAUAAAAGCAAGACAGCGUAUUUUGGAGUGUACAGAUGCUGGGGGCCAGGGGCAGCAGCAGUCCGAGGAGUAUCGUGGGCCCGAGAGUUAGAUUACGAAUCUGCCCAUAAAUUUCUCGUGAAGAGCUUUGUCAAUGGACGACACUGGAUUGCCCCCUCUGAUGCUUAGAUUUUUUCUUCACACCAU
This is a messenger RNA of Cynara cardunculus var. scolymus (artichoke), 1047 nucleotides long. RefSeq names its product probable pectinesterase 68. The coding region runs from base 1 to 1029 and encodes 342 amino acids. The transcript has 5 exons. Gene Ontology annotation, molecular function: pectinesterase activity. The record is from RefSeq and is a predicted model, not a curated record. Gene Ontology annotation, biological process: cell wall modification. NCBI's taxonomy places the organism in Eukaryota, Viridiplantae, Streptophyta, Magnoliopsida, Asterales, Asteraceae.